AUGCUGCUCUUGGAUUAUCAGAAUGUUUUGAUUCAAUCGCUCCUCACGGAGCGGUUUUCUGGAGCUCCCCCAGCCUCGAUUGACCAAGUGGCCUCUGACUUUGACGGAGUGACCUUCCACGUUUCCACCCCCGAGUCCAAAACUAAGAUCUUGCUUUCGAUCCACGUGAAAUGCUUCAAGGAGCUCGUUCAGUAUGGCGCCCAGGAGGUGCUUGAGCGGGAAUACGGUCCCUACAUUGUGUCCCCCGAGCCAGGCUAUGAUUUCUCUGUACAGGUUGAUCUCGAAAACUUGCCUGCUGAGCAGGAGGCUCGGGAUGAAUUGAUCAUGAAGCUCGCCCUGCUGAAGCGCAAUGCCAUGGCGGCCCCAUUUGAGAGAGCAUUUGAUGAAUUCAACAAGCUUGCGGAAGAGGCUUCACGUUACACUUCGGAGUCAGCGCCACAAGGUAUGAAGGAGGGUGGCGAGGUGAUGGCCAUCCAUUACCGUGAGGAGGAGGCUAUCUACAUUAAAGCGAGCUUUGACCGGGUGACUGUAAUCUUCAGCACUGUGUUCCGGGAGGAGACAGAUCGCAUCUUUGGCAAGGUCUUUUUGCAGGAAUUUGUGGAUGCCAGACGUCGUGUUGUGACUCUCCAGAAUGCUCCCCAAGUGCUGUUCCGCAACGAUGCUCCAUUGGAGUUGCAGGGUGUUCCUGGUCUGGCCGGUGCAGGCGAGGGUGAAAUUAGCUAUGUUACUUUUGUUCUGUUCCCCCGACACUUGACCCCCCAGCGCCGCUACGACAACAUUUCCCAUAUCCAGACCUUCCGUGACUACUUCCAUUACCACAUCAAGGCUUCGAAGGCGUACAUUCACACCCGUAUGCGCAAGCGCACAGCGGACUUCCUGCAAGUUCUCAACCGAGCCAGACCGGAGAAUGAAGAGCGUGAGCGCAAGACCGCCAGUGGUCGGACAUUCCGUGUGCAAAGUUAA
Molecule: messenger RNA, 963 nt
Organism: Penicillium odoratum
Lineage: Eukaryota; Fungi; Ascomycota; Eurotiomycetes; Eurotiales; Aspergillaceae
Product: actin-related protein 2/3 complex subunit 2
Exons: 6
Coding region: 1-963 (320 amino acids)
Biological process (GO): actin filament polymerization; Arp2/3 complex-mediated actin nucleation
Cellular component (GO): actin cytoskeleton; Arp2/3 protein complex
Molecular function (GO): structural constituent of cytoskeleton; actin filament binding
Source: RefSeq, a predicted model, not a curated record